GGUAUGUGUGUUUGAGAUCAAGCAUCCGCAGAGUCUAGUUACAACACGUGGCUUUAAGUGACUGGAAGUUGCCAUGUGUGUUUAGCAUAGUAAAGGAAACCGGAUCGUACCGGCCGGUUGAACCGGUAAAACCGGAAACCGGCGCCUGGCCGAUACGGUAGCUGGUUUGUAGUGAAAGAGUCGUUCCGGCCGAUUUUUCCAGUAAAACCGGUUCAAUUCAAAAAACCAGGCGGUUUUGGUCUAACCGGAGGUAAGCUGAUGGGAAGGAGUAAAAAUCUCACGCAUCCUUUCUUGAAACUCAUUUGAGAAUUGAGAUACCAAAGACGCACUUCGCCAUUCACCAAUCUCUCUCUCGCUCCAUCAAUUCUUCGAGCUCCCUCUCUCUCUCUGGCUUUAGCGAAUCAUCUCCGACCUCUAUCUUGCUCCGACGGAAUCCAUCGGCGAAUCUCCGACCUCCCUCCCUUGCUGCGGGAAAACCAGCAUGCGAUUCUCCGACCUCUCUCCCACUCCAGCGGAAUCAGUAGGCUGUUCUCCGAUUUUAUGAUAAGGUUAUCCCUCUCUUCGGAAUGAAGAAGUAAUUGUGCUUUGGUGUUUUUUUUUUUAGUUCGCUCUCCCAAGUACUAGUGAAAUUGAGCUCGCUCUCCUACUACUUAGGGUUUCUUUUGUGGUUUUUUGUGCUUUGGAUUUCUAUCGCUUGCAAUUACGUUUGUGUAUGGUAGAUCAAUUGAUGGUCCUGGUGCUUUGUGUUUGCAUGGUGUGAUUGUGAAGUUGUGUUUCAAUUGAUUGGAUGUUUCAAUUUAGCAAGUUGAUCGGUUGUGGUUGUAUGUACUGACUAUGCUGGUUUUGGCAACUUGCUGAAUGCAAUCCUAGAUCCAAUCUGGAUAUUCCUUUGCAAUUUUGGCAUAGGGGGGCUGCAGUUGCUACUGUGAUAACUGGUAGCCCAUAAAUAACAGUUUUGUGCAGCUAUUAGUCCAAUCUUUAUAUUCCUUUGCAAUCUAUUCUGAUUGUGUUUCUGGUUCUCUCCAGACUCAGAUAAACAACAGUUCACCGUGAAGCAUGUGCAGCUAUGGAAGGUAGCAUAUCAUAUCACAUCACCUAAAUGGACUCACAACUACUAUCUUGCGGCCAUCUCUGUCCAUUAUGCCAAGUAAUUCAGCUUACCUCUUUGUUGUUAUUUUCGCUACUACAUGGAUGAACAACUUGCUGUAAUUCUCUAUUGCUACCUCCUCGUUACUUCUUUUUAAGAGGGUUCUUUGCUAAAUUUUUGUGUAGGCACAAAAUAUGAAAUGCUGUAAGCUAACUCCAUCUCCUGAAAUAGUGUUUAGCCAAUAACAGAGAAAGGAAUUCACAGCAGCAGGUAAGCAUUUUGUUUAAUGGUUUCACCUUUGGGUUUUCUUUUUCAUUUCUCCCUCUCUGCUUUGCCCACCCUUCCGCUCUCUAGAAGGCCAGCUUCAACUGGUGAAGUGCAUUACAUCAGAUGCACAGCUAAAAGGAAGUCUAGCCUUUGUCUCACUGGUUUUAUUUGAUCAUAGUGAAGUUUGAUCACAAGCAAAUUAGUAGUCGAACUUGUAGAUUUUGAAGAAACCAGUCACUGAAAUAGAUGUGUGAAAUAACGAUUAUAAGUUUUUUGUUUCAAUGUUCUUUUUUUUGUUUCAAUGAUAAGAAAUGUCUGUAAUUCAAUGAUUAAUGUUGUUUGUAUCCUCCCUAUUGGGGACCUGUUUAGUGCCUUGCCCAACAAGUGUAUUCCAUGACAAUCUUUUCUUGAUUCACCUUCAGUUGCUUCCUCCUUUAUUAUCUGCAAAGAUAUGCUAGUUGCCUCAAUGUUGAUUUUGCACGUUUACCGCUUAUAAUACAGUCAUUCGAGAUUUUCUCGGGAUGAUGAGUAAUCAAUUUCGGAAGUACUCCACUGGUCUUCACGGUCAUAUUCAAUGUGAUAUGUUUCCUAACAUACCAAUGUGAUUUUAAGUUACUAAGCAUAUCUUAUUUCAAUCACACUGAUGCCUAAAUUGCGUUUCACUAAUGUUACUCGUGUGGAAAUUGCAAUGAGUCUCUGUGUCAUUGCUGGCCGAAAUUGCUUAGAGAAUGUUUUUUGCUUCCAUAGUAUUUGAUGGUAGCAAAGCAAAAAAACAGAUGAGCUAUUUUAAUGUAUUCUGAGUUGAUGUUCUAAUGCUUUUGCCGACUGAUAUAUGGGUCAAUGAUGACUGAUUUUCUGUAGAGAUUGUAUUUGCUUCGUAGUAUUGAUGGUUCUGCUUGUGUUAUUGUUUCCUGAUUGUAGAUUUACUGAAUUGGUGAAGAUUCCCUGGCAGUCAAAAUUCUUCUUUUGCCAAAUCCUGUGAAGUUAAAAAUUCUAUCUGCCAAGCUACACUCAGCACGUCUUGGGAUUCUAAAUGGAACUCCGAGUUUCAUCACUAAAGCGACUUGGACUUUCGACUUCUGAUUGUGCUAGUGACCCAGAGGAAAAGGAAGUAAGUGAUGAAGACGAUGAUGACCGCAACCAUAAGCAUCGUAGGAAGGAGUCACAAUCUCAGUCUAUGCAGAGAGAUUUGUUAGAACCGGUUUCCAAUAGGCCAUUCAGGAAGAGAAACAGACUAUUUGACAACGGCCAUCCUUUCAGGGAAAAUGAAUCUCAAGACUACACCACAAAGUUCGAAAAAAGACGCCCUGGGCCAGGCUCUUUUCCCCAAAGGGUCAGGCCAAAUCAAUUAUUUUCUGGGGAUCCUGGUUCCAUUCGGGGAAGAGGAAGGGACCCUCUUCCUUGGGGUCAGCAUGAUCCUAGAUUCAAUCAAGCCGAUCUUGCCUCUGGUCUCUUUGCAGGGAGGGGUUUGCCUAAUAUAUCAAAUCCACAAAGUGGAUCUUGGAACGGGUUUGGAUUGAUUCCAGGAAUUCCUAAUGGUGGCUUGGACACACUUCAUACCAUAGGAUUGCAAGGAACAUUGGCACCAGCAGUAAACUCUUCAUUGAAUAUGCGCAUUACGAGACAGCGUUGUAGAGAUUUUGAGGAGCGUGGCUUUUGUCUCAGAGGGGACAUGUGUCCUAUGGAGCAUGGUGUUAACCGUAUUGUUGUUGAAGAUGUCCAGAGCCUUUCUCAGUUUAACCUCCCCGUUUCACUCCCAAGUGCACAACUGGUGGGACCUCCUUCUGUUCCGGGGGGCUUACAAGGGAUUGGUAACCCUUCAACCAUGUCUGCUAACAGCAAAGCUCUAACUGGAAAUAGUACCAAAUCUGGGCUGUAUGAUGACAAUCCUGGACUGAAUGGUGGAUAUUCUGGCUCGGUUUCUGCAAGCGGAGCUGACUUUUAUGAUCCAGAUCAACCCUUGUGGAAUAACAGUGGUCCUGAAACAUCCAACUCACUCUUACGCCUACAUUCACCCAAAAAUAAUGGAACUGAUUCUCUGAUGAAUGUUGAUCCCUCUGAUCAGGAUCAUGCCGGUCUAGUCACAGGCUCAUCAGUUUGGGGCAGAAUCAGUGGUAUUAGAAACCGACGAGAAGGGAAAGAGAAAAUGGAUUCAACUCCAAGCAAUGUCGGUCAUUUGGAGAAUGGAGCUAACAAGGAGGAACAGGAUGCUUCAGCCAAUCCUCGAGGUGCUUUUCGACGUGGGAAGCAACAUGUCGUUACGUCCGAGGAUAUUGGUGGGCCAGCCUCAGACAACAAGCCCCUAGGUGGUCAGCCUAUGCGUGUUAUGCGAAAGCCAUCUCAGAAGGCAUUGCGUACAUUAUUUGUCGCAGGUAUUCCACUCAAGAGCAACAGAAGGGAGACUCUCCUUUCUCAUUUCCACAAAUUUGGCGAGAUAAUCGAUAUUUAUAUACCUUCAAAAAGCGACCGGGCAUUUAUUCAGUUUUCAAAGAAGGAAGAGGCCGAAGCUGCUCUAAUGGCUCCGGAUGCUGUGAUGGGGAAUCGGUUUAUCAAGUUGUGGUGGGCAAAUCGUGAUAGCAUACCUGAUGGUGGUGUGAGCAGUAGCAACAGUGGUGUGUCUUUACCUCCACGUGGUACGGGAUCAAUCCCAGUCCCACCUCAUCCUUCUGUUGGUAACAAGGGAAAAGAUAUUGUUCAGUCAAGUGGAGCAAAGGUUGCCAGUGAUAUUCCCUCUGAUGCUUCCACUGAGUACCAAAAGCUCCCCAAUGCAAAUAGUCCCAUAGGUCCACCUCCUGUUCCGAAAAAGCUAGAACAAUUGAAGGAAGAGCUCCGGAAAAAGCAGGAAAUGCUAGACCAGAAGCGGAAUGACUUCCGGCGCCAAUUGGAAAAGCUUCAGAAACAAACAACAGUAACCAAGAGUGAGGUAUCGACUGAGACUCCAAAGAAAUCUAAAGUCGCAGCUGAUGCUGCAAAAACUACUACCGAAACAAUGCUGUCUGUUCCCUCUCCGUCACCCUGUCGGGAGAUGAAGAUGGCCAAUAAGAACAAAUCAACAGAAACGGCGUCACCCACUUCUAAGAUUAUUGCUGGAGGGACAGUGCCAGAGGAAUCUUCAGACUCAAAGUGGCUGCCACCAGUGCGGCCUGUAGUACCUAUUGUUGGCUCUCCUUGUCUGGCGAAUAGAUACAAGUUGGACAAUCGCCCGACUACGUUUAAGAUCAUUCCCCCCUUGCCUGCUGGUUUGGCAAAUGUUGAUGUUUUGAAGGAGCACUUCUCCACUUUUGGCAAUCUCACUUCAGUGGAACUGGAAAGUGCCGAACUUUGUCAAAGUGAUGGCGGUGAUGAUGAUGAUGAUACAUCCAAGACAACAGCCACUAAACUUUGCUCCUGCGCUCAUGUAACUUUCGCAACUCGUCGCUCAGCCGAGACAGCAUUCGUAAAUGGUAAAACCUGGCAAGGCCAUGAUUUACGAUUUACCUGGAUGGCAUCAAGUUCCACUUCCACCAACAACCCUCGGAGCAAAGCAACCACACCGUUACCUCUUCCCGACGACAAGUCAAAAAAGCCUGAUCCUCAAGAAGCUAAGCACUCAGAAACAAAUGGCGGUGUAGAAAAGAGUGAGUUAAGUGAACCUCCCCAGCUACAUCCAACUGAAGAAGAAUCAGUCCAAAUCAAACCUGCCCUCACGAAGAUCUCUUCCGAGAAAGAGGCUAGUUCGGGCAAGGAAGAACCAGUUGAAUGCGAAGAUGGUUGCUGAUGAUGAUGUCAGUCGGGAAUUGUACAGCAAGGUAAGGUGUUAAAAGAAAAUUCCUAUUCUGAAACUAAUUAACAGGAGCCUUUUCCGGUUAGCAAUUUUCUGAAACUAUCCCCCCGAUCUUGUUUUCUUUUUUGUUCUUUCUUGUAUCUCGGAUGUGUAGAAAGGGGAUUUUUCUGAUUUUUCACAGCCACCGUAAUUGGGUUACGGGGAUAUGAUACUGAGAUAGUUAAGUGGCAGACUUGAACAUGUUUCGUCUUUUGACGUUUGAGCAUAGAUUACUGGCCUCUGAACUGAUUUGAAAAAAGUUAAAAAAAAAAAAAAAAAAGACUGGAAGAAGAAAAGAAAAAGUUGUACUGAGAUCAGUUUUACGGCCAGUAAAAAAACUGAAAUAUGGGAUGUAUUUUUUUUGUCCCAUUUUUGUUUUCUACAGUCAGAAGUUUUGUAUUCGUAGAGGAAGGAAUGUUUACGUAUGUAGGUGUAAAUUUAUGGCAGGUAAAUUCAAAAUUCAGAAUGCCCAAAUUUUGUGGCUUUAUUACUGUGAAGGUGGAGAAGGGGAAUGAAUGUCCAAUGAUGUUCUAUUUACUAUGCAUGUGAGUUACCCGGGAACGGCUACGGUGCUAAUUGUACAAUAGUUAGCACCGUUCUAACCAAGGGAAAAACUACUACUAGUUUAAGUUUAAAUUAGUAGUGAUUUAGCUUAGAUGUUGUAUUGAUUUUAUAAUAAUCCGUAGUGAUUUUUGCUAGUUAUCACGGUGCUAACUCCUAUAAGGGUUAGCACCUAAUCCCAUCCCGAGUUACCCUAUAUCCUUAAACAUGCUAAGGACGGGUUUUCAUGACCUUGGUCGUCUGAUCGAGAACUCAAUGUCAUUCAUGUGGAAUCAAGACAGACCUGAUCGAGAACUCAAUGUCAUUCACGACAGGUUGAAACUUUAAAAAAAUAAUCAUUUGAUUUAUGGUUGUAGUACAUACCAUAGUUAUUUGAUUCUAGUGAGAACGUAUGAGGACAACAUAAUAAUUUAGAUUGUGUUGAUUCAUAAUUCUUUAUAACCUGAUAGCGUGGUGCGAUUAACUAAGCUAUACUCCAAAUGUGUUAAUAAUAAUUGUUGGAUCACAUGUUUCACUUUCGUCUGGGUGCACCGGCUGAUCCUUUCCCGCCGAUUUAUCCUUGUGCUGCCGUCGAAGUUCGAACCAUCAGUGGCUCCUUUAUUAAAGAGCGGCCAGCUGAAAGCGGCGCCGUGGUGGUGGUCCCAUAGCCCAUUAUGUGGCCGGGAUUCGGCCCAGGGCCCACUUGUUAGCCAGGCCCCAGGAGAAUAGAUUAACCUUUCUUAA
This is a messenger RNA of Linum trigynum, 6440 nucleotides long. The record is from the annotation of a GenBank genome assembly. Lineage: Eukaryota; Viridiplantae; Streptophyta; Magnoliopsida; Malpighiales; Linaceae.